UGGAAAGACUUUGUAUUAAAGAUGAAAUCAAAUCUGACCCCAAUAUUAUACCUUGAAAAGUGUUCCUUUGGGUACAAGAAAGUACUUAUAUAGUAUCUCUGUAUUUUACAGUGUAUUACUGAGUAAAAUUUAGGAAGCUUGUGCAUGUGGUAGAUUUGAUCUGUUUUUGCCUGGAGUUUAGUUUCACAAUAAAUCAAUAGAUUAUUGGUAAACUUCUUAAAUCUAACCAGCUGUUCUGUUGUUUUCUGUAUGUUACAGUUAUACAGCAUAUUUUCGCUAUCCAAUGAAAAACAAGUACCUUCAAAACAGCAACUUUACAGGAGACAGAAAAAAACGUCUAAACUUUCAAUAGAAAUCAAUGUAAAAAGAGUUAAUUUCAGGUAAUUUUGUAGUAUUGUUUAUUGGUCCUUUCAACAAGAAAUUCUGGCACACUGGAAGAAUUAUAUAGUAAUCUAUAGUAAUCGAGAAACAAAAUGGAGAUAAUUGUUUUUCAUUGGACAGUAACUAUAUAUACACACGUGCCUGCUGUACUCAUAGAGCAUCCCAAGACACAUUUCAUUCUACAGUUUUACAAUAGAACUGUAAUUUACUGUAUAAUUUUUACUAUAAAAUGCAGCUGUUGGUUUCAGUGUGUGUGUUUCCCAGUAGUGCAGUUAGAGAUGUUAGAGAUCUUAGAGAUCUUAGAGAUAUUGGAUGUUGUUGUGAAUAGAGAAGAUCAGUGUGGCCCUGCUGCUCCUGCUCAUCCUUCACCAUCUUCAUGUCAGUAAACACAACAGAGCCCCCGAAUCUGAAGCCCACCCGGGGAAACACAGUAAACUACUCACAGCCAAAAACGAGUCAGACGAAGAGACUCGGAGCUGUUUGGCUGUGAAGAGAAGCAGGCAGAUUUCUCCCGGCGGUGGAUGUUCAGCUUUCUGUACCUCUUUUGUUCAUUUAGAGCAACACACACAUAUUCACACUCCACUGGAGACAGCACCACCAUCCCUCCAUCAGAGAGAGAGAGAGAGAGAGAGAGGGAGAGAGAGGAGAGAGAGGAGAGAGAGAAGGAGAGAGAAAAGGAGAGCUGGUCGAUGCUUCUGUUCUGCUGAAUAAUAUUUUAAAUUUCUCUGUUUUCUCAGGAACUUUCAGCUUCCAGGUUUGAGGAGAUGAGAGAGUUUCUCUGAACUCAGGCUGGAUAUUUCAUGUAGCACAAGGUUACCAGGGCAGCUGUACAGAAGUGUGUGUAAUUCAGUGUUUGUGUGUGUGUGUGUAAUUCUGAGUGUGUAUGUGUGUGUCUGUGUGUGUGUAAUUCAGUGUGUGUGUGAUUGUGUGAUUCUGUGUGCGUGUGUGUGCUUCUGUGUGUGUGUGUGUGUGUGUGCGUGAGAGAGAGAGUGAGACGGUUCAGUAUGGAUGUGAGACAGGUCUCGGGGUUGAGGCAGGGCGUCUCCGGCUGCAGGAGAUCAGAGUGGAGGAGGUCUGGAGAUGUGAGGUUUUGGGAGGGCCUGGUGGCGCAGGUGGAUGGGCCCCCUCGCGCAGCUCGUCCACAGAGCUGUCUGGAGGGGAACCUGAUGGAGGACUGGCUUCAGACUCUGGAGAAGCUCCAGGCUCGUCCUGCUGAACCGCAGCGUCGUGCCUUUACUGACCGAACUGCAUCACUGCCCGCGCUCCCCAACACCACCAGCCCCGGACCCACACUCUCUCCAGGGUAUUACUGCCUCCAGAACCGGGACUGGACCCCCAGCGUCAGCUCUCUGGACAGUCUGGACUCGCUGGACUCCCAUCCUGGACUGGAGGUCCGAGAGAAGGCCAGGAUUAAAGUGGCCCCCAGUGCUCAGAAGGCCAAACUGUGCCGCCUCAGCCCGGUCAGGAUCGGCUGGCUCCCUCUGCAGAGACACGUGGUGAUCUCCAACAACCCCAAACCCGUCCAGCACCUGUCUGGAACCAACAGUCAGGUGAAGCUGAAGCCUCCCAUCACCCCUGUGUUCAGCAGCAGCUCUGAGAAGACCUGUGGAUCAGAAGGUCGGACGGUUGAGUGGAGCGGGACGGGGGCGUCUGCUGGAGCCCAGAGGCCCUGGAGGAUCCCAGGACACGGCUCUGCUCAGGUUUCUGGCUCGGGGAACCAGAGCAUGGCACAAGACCGAACCAGCAGCGAGCAGAUGCUUCACUCCCAGAGUGAUGAGCUUCAACCCAACAGCCUGAAGUGGAUAACUCCAGUUCAGAGGAGAGGAAGCAUCGACAGAAAUGCUGCUCAAACAUCCAAACACAGCAGCUCCAUAUCCUCCAUCACCAUCACCUCCAGGAAGGUUGUUCGCUCCUCAAGUCUGCCUGGGAGGAGAACCUCCAGCCCUUUAACUAUAAACAGUGCAGACCAGCAGCAGACUGCAGACUCUGCUAAGAACAUAAACCCCCAACAGUCUAGACCAGUUCCACCACAGAGGAAGGCAGUGGUGGUUAAAGUUACUGAACAUAGAGAAGAAACCAGAUCUGUUCUGCAGCCUGGUGAUAAAAACAGCCUCACCACCGAAGGGAGCUGUUCUACACCCUUUUCUAAUGUGACCUCCAAAAUAAAUCAGGUCUACGCUACCUCUGAUCUGACCAGCCUCGACUUAGAGAGCUAUACUACCUCAGCUCCAACCUUCAGAGAUACCCCUGAUCCCUCCAAUCCCAGACUGACCCCCAGAGCUAGCACCAGCCGUUCCCCAGGGUCCUCCACCCCGACCUCCCAAGAUACCCUUCAGCCAGCAGUGGUGCUCAGGAGAAAAGCCACCAUUGUGAAGGUGGAGCAAAGAGAGAGCUGCAGGAGGGAAGCCAAAGGAGGAUUGGAACACAGGCAUAGCUACAUUGAAGGCUUCCGAGCCACCAGUCCUGUAACGUACACAAGCAAUCCAUCAGACGCUAACACCCAACCACUGCUGCCUAAUGAACCCAGCGCCUCAGCAUCUCACAGCCGGGCUCUCGACUCCGUACAGCCGAGCAAGAGUAAUGAGAAGGAGAAAGAACUCCAUAGAUCUACACUAUCCUUCCAGCUGAGCAGCCCGUCCAACAGACCACCCCUGCAUCACCGACACAGCCGGGAAGGUCCCCGGCGCCGCAGGCCCGCUAGCUGCUACGCCAGCGUUUACAGCCUCUCUGAGCCGAGCGCUGGCGCUGCUAAAGAUCCCGGAUUUCAGAGCAUGACUUCAGCGCUUCCCCAAAAGACAAAUAUUGACCCUGUGAGCUUCACUGGCAGCAGCUCAAACAGGCGCUGGAGCACCGGCGGCGCAGGGAGCUGUGACGAGAUUUACCCAGAGAGAGACAGCUCUGCUGGGGACGGGGGACAGAGACACAAGGACCCUGCGCUCCUGAGGAGCCAGCAGCCUUUCACUCUUAUCAAAGUACCAGAAAGCUCAGCUCAUGCCACCCAUGACGCUGUUCUGGCUCUGAAUGCUGCCGCAGUUAUAGCCAAUAUAAAGCGUCAGAGCCUGCAGAGAAAGAGCUCACAGACCCACAGCGGUGCCAAGGGAGAGAUACCACCCGCAUUACAGAGCCAAACUGCAGUUUCAGGUGAUAAAGUGUGUGACGGAGAGCCGACUGCAGAAACACCCCCCAACACCCCCAACACCAUCCGGACACCAGCACACGGGGAGAAGAACCAUUACACUGAGUUCAUCCCACUGACCACCCCCGACCAGCCACACACACACUCACUCAGAAAAGCUCUGGAGCAGAGGCGGCCGGACUUCAUCAGACGCUCACAGACCAGAGUACAAGCUGUGGAGCAGCGAAGGAGAGAGAGACUACAGCUACACACAACGACACACACACCGAUACACACACCAACACACACAACGACACACACACCAACACCUGCACCGAGACACAGAGAUAACACUUUCACAUCCCGUGACAGAAGCAUUUCUGUAAAGCAGCAGCAGUUGAGACGGAACCAAAACAACCUGCCAGAAGUGAAGAGGCGGAGAGAAGAAGAGCGGAGGAAGAUAACGUCUCAGACCAACAGACUGAGAGUCCAACGCUUUAAACAAAAGAUUCUGGAUCAGGUUCUGCACAGAGGGAAGGACUGAAGAGGAAGAGCAGAUUCUGAUUGUUAUAUUCAGAGAACUGAAGCUUCAGCGAGACUCAGAACAUCUACAGCUGAUCCUCAUUUACCUCAAAACAACCCAAACUUCUGCUGUGACUCAUUUAUUACUGAAUACUGACGUCCGGAUUAACCCUGUCUGAUUUAAUUCACAAUGAUCUGGGAUUACAUCAUAUAGCAUGAGAAUAGACUGUGCAUAAAAGCGUCUGAUCUAUGAUCAGUUUUUAAUACUGCAGAUUUCUGGAGUGAUUAGUAUAAAAGCUUCACUCUGAUCCUCCUAAAGAAUCUUUCAGUGUUUCAGACCAUCUUAUAAACGAGCUGUUUCAGUCUGGAGAAGAUUUAAAGUUUAAAUAAGCGUUUAAAGGAAAUAUAUAAUAAAGUAUAUUUAGGUAUAUUUGAUGGUAAUGGGGUGUAACUCGGGUUCGAUAAUAAAUAAACUGAUAAUGCAGUUGAAUACUGGCCAGAGUACUCAUGAUAAGGAAACAGGAAUUAUGGGAGUUGGAGUCCUGAUGGAGGAAAUAUUCCCUUUUAAAUCAAUGAAUUUCUAUAAUAUAUUUUUAAAUAUAAUUGUUACACAUAAUAUGCUGAUUUAUUAUAGUAUACAACUCAACUCCUAUUUUAAAGAAGUUGGCAUAUACUGCAUGUCAAAAAUAUUUUAAUUUGUGUGAUAUAGUCUCAUAUACAUGUCAACAGUAUAUUUUAUACCUAUCAAUUACCAUAUUUCCCAUGUGUUAGAUUUCCCCACCUGAAUACAUCACAGCAGUAUUGUUUAGUUGCACAGAAUUUCAUCACAGUUUAAGAGCUUUAAAUGUCUGUGAGUACAGUUUUUAUACAAAACCAGGCAACAUCUAAUAGCGUGUAGUUUAAUUGAAGCUGCUCUCUCUGUAUCUAAGAUAUUUCUUUAAGAUAUUUCUUUAAGAUAUUUCUUUAAGAUAUUUCUUUUAGAUAUUUCUUUAAGAUAUUUCUUCAUGAUAUCUGAACACUCUGACGCUGCAGACUCUGAUAUUUUCCUCUACAGCUCUUUUAUUGUUUGUAAAGUGGUUUUCUGUGUUCGGAGAGUCGCCUGAUCUUCUGAUUACUGUUGAUGUACAGAAAUGAGGAACUUAAUUAAAGUGAUUUAAAUCACCUG
Molecule: messenger RNA, 5183 nt
Organism: Astyanax mexicanus (Mexican tetra)
Lineage: Eukaryota; Metazoa; Chordata; Actinopteri; Characiformes; Acestrorhamphidae
Gene: c15h10orf90
Product: chromosome 15 C10orf90 homolog
Exons: 11
Coding region: 1386-4040 (884 amino acids)
Biological process (GO): regulation of centriole replication
Cellular component (GO): cytosol; centriole; centrosome
Source: RefSeq, a predicted model, not a curated record